Messenger RNA from Colletotrichum gloeosporioides, 1893 nucleotides. RefSeq lists its product as uncharacterized. The record is from RefSeq and is a predicted model, not a curated record. The transcript is spliced from 2 exons. Bases 1 to 1893 code for a protein of 630 amino acids. NCBI's taxonomy places the organism in Eukaryota, Fungi, Ascomycota, Sordariomycetes, Glomerellales, Glomerellaceae.
AUGGCUGUUAACAUUAAAUUUUAUCCAAUCCUCCUCGGGGUGUACCUCUUCUUCAUCGCCCGUAUUCAGGCGGCUAGCGAAGGUAGCAAUACGCCGGAUGAGGAGAUGGCCGGCUGGAGGGAGGGCCCUAACAGUCGAGGCACACUCAACAUUGUCUGGAGUUGCGGUAUCACCAUAUUCGCCUGCACUUGGACAGUUACACAUCUUAACCUGCCGGGCCCCAACGAUACUGCGCUGCAGAAGUUUAUUCGUCGGUUCAAAUGGAUGUCGAUUAACAUCAUGUUCCCCGAGUUCAUUCUUUCCAAGGCCAUCUGCGAUCUCCGACAGGCCCUUGAUGAGCUCCGACAAUUCGGACAGACCUUACCCAAUAUCACAGACAACACAACAUGGUCUGCCAGCCUUGGAAACCUGAGAUCUGGUGAAGGUACAUCUCAGAUAUUGGUUGAUCGCAUGCGGUAUUGGGAGACCUUCGUUGAGGAUGCACCUCAGAAAUGGACAAUUUCUCACUCAUUCUAUGCCCAGAUGGGUGGCAUCAUGAUUCCAUCAAAGUACACCUCGGAUAUUGUGGGCUAUGAAGUCCUCACUGCAACAAAACUCACUCCACAAUAUCAAUGGGAUGAAGAACAUCCCCUCAAACAAUUGGAACUGAGUGAACAGGAUAUCCAAGACAAGAGCAAAGCGGACUGGUUACUUAAGAGUCUUGCCAUCCUUCAGAUUGUAUGGCUUGUUCUCAAUGUGAUCGUUCGCGAAGUUACAGGUUUGGCUGUUACUCAGCUCGAGAUUGCCACUGCUGCGUUUGCUCUCAUGGCGACUUUGACUUACGCGGCUAGCUGGUGGAAGCCCAAGGAUAUCUCCGAGCCUACAUACACUCGUCGUUCAUCCACAGGCGAUUGGAUAUCUACACCUCAGAUGGUACAGCUUACGCUAUGGUUCAAGUCGCCCGGCAAAGCAGCCACGUCAACGGUGUGUAAAGCUUUACACAGUGGAGACCGGGUUCCCAACGAUGUUACUUGGAUGAGAGCUAGCACGUCCCCCAUUACGUCUUUCUUAGCCGUCUCAUCUCUAUUGUUUGGUGGGAUUCAUUGCUUUGCUUGGAAAUUCGAGUUCCCAUCUCAAACCGAGCUCAAUCUUUGGAGAAGCGCGUGUGUCGUUGCUGUCAUACUGCCUACAAUCACACUGGGUAUUAGCACUUUUUUGAGCCAUCUGUUGGCCAAGCGUUUCAACCCACAACGCCAGAAUAUUCUCGUUGAGGCGUUCAAUGGCCUACCUUUGAGGUCGGCAGCAUGGUGGGAUGCUCUCUUGGAUCCUCAGGUUGAGGGUUUGACUCGCCACAACUUUCAGUCACGCUCAAUCCCAGCGGUGGCAGAGGAAUGGAACAAGCGAUUUCCGCCGAAUCAGGAAAGAGUUUCAGCUCACCUUAAAGGUCAUUUCUUCGCUGCGUUUCUUUAUUCCUUCAUCAAUAUUCGGAAGUCUUACGAGAAGGCUCGCCAGCACGGGGAGCUUGAUAGAGCUGAUCUAGAGGCUUGGCUCUCAGGAUGUACAGACUUCAAGCAAAAUUGGAGAUUAUUGGGUCAAGCUCGAAACUUGUGGUAUAAGAUCGAAGCUGAGGUCAGUCACUCGCAUUGCAACAGCACUCCGAACCAAAAGGAGCCGCCCUAUACUGAUAGACUAUGGUCUGUGAUUGAUGUCGCCGAAACAACGUUGGACAGAGAACUUUCGCAGUGGGAGAAUGGGAUAUCAAAGACAUCAAAGCUUCUCUCAAUUACCAGUUAUAUGGUUUACUCAGUUGCCCGUCUGCUGAUUAUGGUUCAACUCUUCACAAGCCUAAGAUCCACACCGGCAGAUGUGUAUGAAGUGACCCCAUGGGUCAACCUCCUACCCAAAAUUUCUUAA